Messenger RNA from Cheilinus undulatus (humphead wrasse), 1365 nucleotides. RefSeq names its product enoyl CoA hydratase, short chain, 1, mitochondrial (gene echs1). The transcript is spliced from 8 exons. Gene Ontology annotation, cellular component: mitochondrion. Gene Ontology annotation, biological process: fatty acid beta-oxidation. Bases 97 to 972 code for a protein of 291 amino acids. Gene Ontology annotation, molecular function: enoyl-CoA hydratase activity. NCBI's taxonomy places the organism in Eukaryota, Metazoa, Chordata, Actinopteri, Labriformes, Labridae. The record is from RefSeq and is a predicted model, not a curated record.
CGAAAACACCAUCGAAGAAGACGCAACAGGAAGGAGCUUUUAGCGAUCUGGGUGCAAGUUCAGUGCAGGUGACAGUUUUCCGUCGUCGCUGUCAACAUGGCUUUCCUCUGCAGAAACGCUGCUUUACUCCUGAAACCCUCCAGAGCUGCACCUGCCGUCUUGUCCGCCGCCCGCCUCUACAGCUCAGGAGGUCAGUAUGAGUACAUUUUGGUGGAAAAGCGUGGUGAGAAGAGCAACGUCGGUUUCAUCCAGCUGAACCGGCCAAAGGCUCUCAACGCCCUCUGUGAUGGUCUGAUGAGGGAGGUGGGUCGGGCUCUGGAUGCCUUUGAGGAUGAUGGGGACGUCGGGGCCAUCGUCAUCACCGGCAGUGAGAGAGCAUUUGCAGCUGGUGCGGACAUCAAAGAGAUGCAGAACCGAACCUUCCAGGAGUGUUAUGGUGGAAACUUCCUGGCUCACUGGAACAGAGUGUCCACAGUGAGGAAGCCUGUGAUUGCAGCUGUUAAUGGAUUUGCUCUGGGUGGAGGCUGUGAGCUGGCGAUGAUGUGUGACAUCAUCUACGCUGGAGAAAAGGCGCAGUUCGGACAACCAGAGAUCCUGCUGGGGACCAUUCCUGGGGCUGGAGGCACCCAGAGGCUGACUCGUGCUGUGGGAAAGUCUCUGGCUAUGGAGAUGGUUCUUACAGGAGACAGAAUCACUGCACAAGACGCCAAACAGUCAGGUUUGGUGAGUAAAAUUUAUCCUGUGGACCAGUUGGUAUCUGAAGCUGUGAAAUGUGGAGAGAAAAUUGCUGCAAACUCUAAACUGGUCUCUGCUAUGGCUAAAGAGGCUGUGAACGCAGCCUUUGAGCUGACUUUGGCUGAGGGUAACCGUCUGGAAAAGCGUUUGUUCCACGCCACCUUCGCUACAGAUGAUCGUAAAGAAGGCAUGACAGCAUUUGUGGAGAAGAGAAAAGCCAGUUUCCAGGACAAGUAAAAAAAGAGCUGAUCAAGAGCUCUACAAGGACAAAACAAUGCCGAUAUCAGAGGGUUAUUUCCUUAUCUGCAAUAAGUCGAAUGAUGCAAAAAUCCUGAUUGUAGUUGAACAUUAAGCUGUUUGAAUUAGGAUUUGGCAUUGAGUGAGUGCACAAGAGUGUCUUAUCACAGUGAAGCCCAGCCUGCAGAGACUCUGUAUAGAAAUGACAUGCAGUGUAGGUGUCAGAGUUGAGGGGUUUGUUUGUGAAAACCUUUGUGAAAAACUGUAAAAUCAGAGGAAUCAGUAAUGACUCAUAUGAAAUUUGCCUUUUCAUUUUCACUUUCUAACGUGUGUCUGCACUUAUGCAGACUGGUUGUCUCUGUGUACAUUUUACAAAUAAAUAUCAAGAGUGGU